Molecule: messenger RNA, 294 nt
Organism: Drosophila nasuta
Lineage: Eukaryota; Metazoa; Arthropoda; Insecta; Diptera; Drosophilidae
Product: neuropeptide-like protein 31
Exons: 1
Coding region: 1-294 (97 amino acids)
Source: RefSeq, a predicted model, not a curated record
AUGCGAGCUACUUUGGUAUUCGUUGUUGUGAUCUUCGCGCUCUUCUGCCUGAUUGAGGCACGGCCACAGUUUGGAUUUGGUGGCGGAUUUGGUCAUCAUCGUCAUCAUGGCUUUGGCGGCUUUGGCGGUUUCCCCGGCGGCUACGGCGGCUAUGGCGGUUAUCCAGGAGGAUAUGGAGGAUAUCCAGGCGGCUACGGCGGUUAUCCCGGUGGAUACGGUGGUGGAUUCGGUGGUGCCAGUGCAAGUGCCUCAGCCUCAGCAUCUGCAGGCGGUGGUGGCUUCUAUGGCCGCUAA